Iphiclides podalirius (scarce swallowtail) is the source of this 243-nucleotide messenger RNA. The record is from the annotation of a GenBank genome assembly. NCBI's taxonomy places the organism in Eukaryota, Metazoa, Arthropoda, Insecta, Lepidoptera, Papilionidae.
AUGGUGCGAAUAAGCGCCUCCGGCCAUGUUGGGGCGGCUGCGCGGGAGUCGCGGCGCCGUCGAAAUUAUGUCGCCAAUUUGUCGGAGCCAACGCCGUCGCCCAUACAGCGCGGUGGGGUCAUCGGUGCUGCAUCGCCGUCCGAUAUGAGCCGGGAGGGGGGUGCGGGGAGCGAGGUGCUGUUACGUCAACGGGGAGCGGAAUUGGGAGGGGGGAGGGGCGGUGUGGACCUCCGAGAUGGUGGA